GGACUGGCUAGCUGUAUAGCUAGCCAGCGUCGUGAGUUGAUGUUAAAGAGGAGGGAAGCACACCAACACUAACAUAGAGCGUACACAACUGAAAUCAACAAAGAAUCAGCUUUUUGCUGCUUCACUUGUUAAUCGAAUCGUAUUUAGUUGAGUUGUACAUUUCGUACAAUUUGACUUGUGUUCAAGGAACAAUAUUUCUUUUGUUUACCAAAUCCAAUCAGAAAUCUAAUUGGACAAAUAAAAUGUUCCACAACGGAGUGUUUCUGCUAGAAGAACUGCAACUGCCUACGGAAGCGACAACCUAUUGCCGCCUUUGCCUAAACAAAGAUAACCUCACAGAACUGGGACAAUUUGGCAAGGUGUUCUCCGCAGCGGAUGCCACCUCCGAAAACACGGUUCAGCUGGUUCAGUUGAUCUACGAAUGUACAAAUGUCGAACUUUCUCUCGCCGAUGAACCUGGGUGUGCUAUUUGCGGUGGUUGCCAGCGGGCGCUAGUCGAGUUCCAUCGUUUCAGAUCGCAGGCAAAACGCGUGGAUGAGCUAAUUAAAUCUCGACUGAUCGAGAGUUUCCCUCGCCAAAUUACGACCCCGCUUGAAACAGAUAAGACUGAUAAUGACCAACAGUCUCAGGUGCCUGUAGACAGUGGUUCACCAACCGUAGGUACUAUUAGCCAUAAGGAAUCCAUCGAAGGAUCACUGAAGCGGAAUCAAAUGCCUAGCAGUUGUAGCAAAAGCUCACACACUCGUUUAAGGAAGCUGAAGCCUUUUCUGAAUGCUGUUACGAGCGGGGGCAAACACAAGUGUCGCUACUGUCCGAAAUCGUUCCACACAACUAUCGGACUAACGGAACAUGCCCGAGUGCAUAACCGUCCGCACCAGUGUCCCAACUGUCUGGAGCAGUUCCAGCACGCACCAUCGCUGGCGAGGCACGUGCGCAACAGGACCUGUUACACUUUCACGAAGUACCGCUGCCGAGUCUGUGCGGAAAGCUUCCUAGAACAGUGUCACUGGGCGGAGCACAUUAAGAUCCAUGCCGUCGAUUUUCCGUAUCAGUGCCAGGAAUGUCUGUCGCAGUUCAAACAUAAAGCUACCCUGCGACGUCACGUCAAUACGGUACAUCUGCUGCAGUACUAAAGUUUGUGUAUGUCAGUAUUUUUUACAUGUGUGCAUUUAAAUGAAAUGAAAAUUUGGUCAAAGAUCCAUAGAGAUGAUUAACUUAUUAGAAGUGAAUGAUCUUAUUCUGUACGAAGGCGAAAUAAAUUUUAUUUUCAAUUGAAACUGAAAUAAACGGUUGUUUGAUAAAUAGGUUUUAUGACAUACGACUUCUAGUAAAAGGCAAAUCGUCAGUAUUAGUUUUACUUCAACUCACUCUAUUUGUUGCUUUCAUAUUUCGAAAGUAGUCACACUUAUCUGCUAGAACCGGUAUGUAAACCGUCAAGUUUUCUCGCUGUUGUUUUGAAGCGUUGGAAUGCUCAACGCUUCAUUUGCUGCGAUAUUUAAUACACCCAGAGUAAAAACUACAUGCACAAAUUUUCGUGCUCGUCUAUCGGUAAUAGUUGAAAGCGCGCCAAACACCAAGUCGAUUGUUAUAAAAUAUAUAUGUAUAAACUUGUCGCGUUUUCUAUCAAAUCACAAUUCCAAUCCGAUA
Wyeomyia smithii (pitcher-plant mosquito) is the source of this 1647-nucleotide messenger RNA. Its product is annotated as zinc finger protein 8-like. The coding region runs from base 243 to 1133 and encodes 296 amino acids. The transcript has 3 exons. Gene Ontology annotation, molecular function: zinc ion binding; RNA polymerase II cis-regulatory region sequence-specific DNA binding; DNA-binding transcription factor activity. Gene Ontology annotation, biological process: regulation of transcription by RNA polymerase II. Gene Ontology annotation, cellular component: nucleus. The record is from RefSeq and is a predicted model, not a curated record. Lineage: Eukaryota; Metazoa; Arthropoda; Insecta; Diptera; Culicidae.